AGAUACUCACGCCCUCCCAGGCAGACCGCUCCGCGCGGGCGCUCCCCUUUGACCGCUACGUGGCUCUCCGGUGACUCGCCCGCCCCGCCCCGGGUACCUCCUCAAAUCCCCAUCGGCCCAUCCCCACCCCGCUCCACCCCGCACCUCCUCACAAACGCGUAUUGCCUCCUACGCCCCCGGAUCCGCUGCUCCACCCCCCAACUCCGUUGCCACACGCCCUUGCACAAGCGAGCGAGCAACCAUGUCGCCGGCGGAGCAGACGCGAGACGAGAGCGUCUACAUGGCCAAGCUUGCGGAGCAGGCCGAGCGCUACGAGGAGAUGGUGGAGUUCAUGGAGCGCGUCGCGAAGGCCACCGGCGGGGCAGGGCCCGGGGAGGAGCUAUCCGUCGAGGAGCGCAACCUGCUCUCUGUGGCUUACAAGAAUGUCAUCGGGGCCCGGCGCGCGUCCUGGAGGAUCAUCUCCUCCAUCGAGCAGAAGGAGGAAGGUCGGGGCAACGACGCGCACGCCGCUACCAUCCGCUCCUACCGCAGCAAGAUCGAGGCCGAGCUCGCAAAGAUCUGUGACGGCAUCCUCGCCCUGCUUGAUUCCCACCUCGUGCCAUCCGCCGGAGCUGCCGAGUCCAAAGUCUUCUAUCUCAAGAUGAAGGGCGACUACCACAGGUACCUUGCAGAGUUUAAGUCUGGUGGGGAGAGGAAGGAAGCCGCCGAGAGCACCAUGAACGCGUACAAAGCUGCUCAGGAUAUCGCCCUAGUAGAUUUGGCUCCAACACACCCCAUCAGGCUUGGGCUUGCACUCAACUUUUCUGUGUUCUACUAUGAGAUCUUGAACUCCCCUGACCGUGCCUGCAACCUUGCAAAACAAGCCUUUGACGAGGCUAUAUCAGAGCUGGACAGUUUAGGCGAGGAAUCCUACAAGGACAGCACUUUAAUCAUGCAGCUCCUGCGUGACAAUUUGACUCUAUGGACAUCCGACACCAAUGAGGAUGACGUUGAUGAGAUUAAGGAAGCCCCAGCUCCAAAAGAAUCUGGAGACGGACAGUGAGGUGAAUGAAAAUAACAGUCUGUGCAUUGUUGGGGGCAAUGGAAGUCGGUCUUGGUUCUAGUGCUCAUACUGUUGUCAUCACUACCUCUGUUUAAUUAUGCACUUGAGAAGUUUCUGGGCUAUGUUUUUCUGGUGCUCAUAAAUGCUGGCUGGAUUCGUGUUUUCUUGUUCAAAUCUGGCCACAAGCAAAAGACCUGCUCUUUUUCACCAUUAGAAUGUUUGCUAUAUCUACCA
This is a messenger RNA of Triticum aestivum (bread wheat), 1276 nucleotides long. RefSeq names its product 14-3-3-like protein GF14-D. The coding region runs from base 242 to 1042 and encodes 266 amino acids. The transcript is spliced from 5 exons. Lineage: Eukaryota; Viridiplantae; Streptophyta; Magnoliopsida; Poales; Poaceae. The record is from RefSeq and is a predicted model, not a curated record.